AUGGACUCCUGGUCAACGUCAUCCCCAUUCUCGACAGACUCUACAAUACCCUCUUCUCCUGAAAGAUCCGGCGGCAACAACGGCAAUCGUAACACGUCCUCCGGCCCGUGCCCACCACCUGUCUUCCCUGCCACCUCUGGCUAUCCAUUCAUGCAGGGCAUGCAGGCCCUCCUCAGUAACCUUGCUGGAUCGUCACCGUUCGGUUCAGGUUCCUUUUCGGCCUCACCGGGGGGCGUUCAACCUAAUGCCAAUAAGGCCAUUACGAACGAUGCCAAGUCAGCUCUCCCAGUGAACAUUCAGCAGCGCGUCGGCGUCCAGUCCGUUCCUCCUCCGAGCAUGACCUCCUCAGCGCAUGGAGGCUCGCGAACGGAGCCACCGAAACGCAUUUACGACGUCGAGGGCCUCACGCUCUCGACCCCCACCAUCGAUGACGUUGCAUCGUCAUACCCUGCACGCAACAAGAUUCUGCUGCAGGGCGACCCCCAGCACAUCCAAAAACAGCGUGUCGAGACCGCCAUCCGUGUAAUCAUUGACAUUCUCCGCACCAUCCCUCCGUCUCCCUCCAAUCCUAAUGUCUCCCCCUCCAUCGCGACUCUUCUUCCCCAAGACCCCGCCGGCAAUAUCCUCGCCUCUUUUGAGCGCUUAGCGAACUUUCGAGGACUGCGCCUGCAGGCAGGAACGACGACCAAGGCGAGCUCGAAGAAGCAACUCGCCGCCGGAGCGGUGCCUGCGCACCAGCUGGCGUAUCUGGAGACUGCGGUCUACAUGAGCGGAGAGAAUGGCAAGCGUGUGUAUGCUUGUAAGCGGUGCCGUGGGCGCGAGGAGAGGCGGCGAAUGAACAAGGACGCCGCUCGCAAGAAGCAGAUCACGCCCGCCGUUGAUCCGACCACACCAGCUCCGCAGCCGAAGCCGUCACAGCACCCUCCGACGGAGGACUACAUCACGGGUGUCAACUCGGCCCAGUACGACCCCCACCGCGUCACGCAGGUAGUUGAGGAACCGCCGUGGGAUCCGGCGGUCCCCGACUGGCGACAUGAGAUCGUUCUAUUCAACUCGGCUCCGGAGAUGCCCAUGAAGGAUGGCAGCUGCUAUUGGCUCCCAUUCCGCGUCAUCUGCUACUGCAAGUGUCACGGCGAGAAGGUCGGAUUCCGCAUCAAGUUCACCCUUCGCACUUUUGACGGCCGGAUCAUCGCCUCGGAGAUGACGAAUCCGAUCAAGAUCACCGAUGACCACAAGACCGACGCAAAGUCUAAGCCUCGCGCGGACCGUCUGGCGUCUGCGACUCCGGCGCCUUCGCGCCCGCGCAAGGGCCGCAUGAGCACCGCGUCUUCGCAGCGGCAAUCGCCCGCUCCGUCUGAGAGCGAGAUGAGUGUCGCAUCUGAGGUUGGUCCUAGCGUCCAGAAGCAGACUCCUCAGGUACGCCAGAACAAGCCUUACGAUCGUCCGCCUUCGCAAUCGCCCGCCGUCCAGUCCUCAAACCUUCCUCCGUUUGACUUCAUGUCUCAGAUCAACAAUGAGCGACCAAGGCUCUCGCGAGAGCCGUCUGCGUCGUCUUAUGCGUCACCAGCGGACAUCACGAACUGGACCGACGCACUGCAGCAGGUGACUGUCAGCCCUGACGCACUCCGACGACCUGACUUUGCGGGAUUGACGGCGCUGAACCUCAACGCUCACAACAUGGGUGUGAAUGGUGUGAAUGGUCACGCCAACGGCCAGCGCAUGGGAAGCACAGACUUUGGUACCAUGCCCAACGGUCUUGGUGGCACCGGUGUCUCACAUCAGAACGAUCUCUACGGCAGCGGUCUCAACUCGAACAGUCUCACCUCUGGCAGCCUGAACUCGGCGGGCAGCCCCCUCGACCUGUCGUCCCUGAGUGCAGGUAUGCCUUCUGUGCAGCCCAUGAUGUUCGGCAACAACAACAGGAACGGUGCGAACGAUGUCGACAUGGGAAAUAAUGUGAACCUCGAGAACAUGCUCUUCAACCCCGGUCACUCGACGCAGAACUCGAUCUCUUCGAGUUAUCAGGACGACCAGUCUUCCGUGUUCUCUGGAUUCCAGCAGGGCAGCCUGUACAGCGAGAGCGGAUUGCCUCCGGAGAGCGCCCUCGACGACAUGAUCGACUACUCGGGCGGCGAGAGCACGGGGGCUGUCAGCCCGAUGCAGCACCUCAAUCUCUCCCCGACCGCGCCCAUGGGCCAGCUCGACCUUUCGGGAGUCAACGGCCACCAGUCGCCGUACGGACAAGCUAGUGGCUUGCCUCCUGCGGCGACUCAGGCCGAAGCCGAGGCUCAGACUCGCGCCCUGCUCCAGAUGCUUGGUCGCCCGCAACAGCCAUCUGUACCCACUCCGACUGUGUCCCACGUCAUUCCUGCCGAGGGAGACAUGGCGGGUGGAACCCCUGUUGCUAUCGCUGGCUCCGGCUUCACUCGCGAGACUGUCAUUGUGUUUGGUGGACGUCCCGCGACUACUUCGUUCGUGUCCGACUCCUUCCUGCAGUGCACGCUCCCCCCUAGCCCGGUUCCUGGAGAGGUGCCCGUCACGGUCCAGAACGUCACUGCUGUGUCGGUUGGACCGGGCAUGAUGUUCAAGUACACCGGUAUGGACAAGGAGAUGAUGCGCCUCAUGCUUGAAGUUCGUCAGCUUCAUGGCUCACAGGACCCCGCCGUCCGCCUCGUCGAUCACAUCGCCCGCUCAAACCACAACAGCGACAUGUCCGACCGCUCCAGCCCCAACGGCAACAACUCGUCGCCGUUUGACUCGGACGCUCCUAAGAAGGCUCGCCGUCCGUCUGCCCCGAAGAAGGACCUGCAGACUACGCUUAUCGAGUGUCUGGAGAUCAUGGAUGAGUCGUCGCCUGGCUCGCUCCGCCGCUCCGGUGUCGUCAACCACGCCAACAAGGCUCAGCAGACCCUUCUGCACGUUGCUGCCGUCAUGGGUUUCCACCGCCUCCUUCGCCGCCUGGUCGUUGUCGGUGCGCACCUCAACACCCAGGACAUCAACGGAUUCACUCCUCUCGCGUUUGCCGCUCUUUGCGGACAGCCGCAGUGCGCGCGCGUGCUCCUCGAGGCUGGUGCUUCGUACGACGUUCCGACCUCGCUCGGCGAGAUGCCUUUGGACCUUGCCAAGCUCGCCGAUGGCAACCCUGUCGAGAGCAUCCUGCUCUCUGCCGUCUGGGCCACCGCUGUUCCCGAGGAGGAGGACGACCAUGCUUCCAUCAUGUCGUUCGACGACAAGAGCGAGAUCGACGACGACAACCCGAGCUCGGACGACUCGGACGGUGCUAACAGCACGUCGGACGCUAGCCGCAUUCUCCGCCAGCGCAGGAUCUCCCGCAAGGCGAAGAGCAGGGCGAAGCGCAGGAUGUCGUCGGUGCAACACACUGUCAACCACCGCCGUGCUACCCACGAGGACAUCACCCACGACGUCGACGGAACGGUUAUCCCUAUGCCUCACGAAGACCCGCCUCCUUACACGCCCCCGAACCAGCCCUCGUGGAUGUCGAGGACCAUCUCGAACAUCUCGCACCCGAUCCAGGACAAGGUUCUGCACAACUUGCCGUUCUUCAACGGGGACAAGGUCUCUCUUCCAAAUGGCUGGGUUGCUUUCCCGGCUCCUCCCUCUUGGGACACCCUGAAGAACAUCACCAAUCCGGAGGACAUCAAGCUUUUCACCCAGGCAAUGGCGGCUGCGGCCUUCAACGCUGUCGUGCAGUCUGGCGCCACUACGUCUUCCAAGCUCGACGAGAGCUCCCCGUCGACUCGCUCUCCCAAGAAGUGGCGUCGUCGCCGCUCCAGCGUCGACUCGCGCUCGUCGCGUGACAUUCAGGCGACUCAGGUCGUGAAGCAGGUCAAGCAGGACCGGAUGCUCUACUUGUUCUGGCUCCCCGUUCUGCUGUUCGUCGGCUUCUGGCUGCUGGUGACUGCGCUGCCCAUCGCUACCGGCUUUUGCUUACUCUACGCUCGGCAGAUCAGUCGCGCGAUCAAGCAGCGCCUAUAA
Molecule: messenger RNA, 3996 nt
Organism: Trichosporon asahii var. asahii CBS 2479
Lineage: Eukaryota; Fungi; Basidiomycota; Tremellomycetes; Trichosporonales; Trichosporonaceae
Product: suppressor protein SPT23
Exons: 3
Coding region: 1-3996 (1331 amino acids)
Biological process (GO): regulation of transcription by RNA polymerase II
Cellular component (GO): nucleus
Molecular function (GO): transcription coregulator activity; double-stranded DNA binding; protein binding
Source: RefSeq, a predicted model, not a curated record